CUUCCAGGUCGCCACCCUUCAUUGCACGGCCUGCAACGCGCCCGUCUCCCGUUCCCUAGACUUGCUGAACCGCUAACAGAGUAUCUCAAGCGACACUGGACAGGCCAUGGCAGAGUUUGAGGACGUGCUCACCAACCAGCCGGUUGUCAUCGACAAUGGAUCUGGUGCAAUAAAGGCUGGCUUCGCUGGGCAAGACCACCCAAAAUGUUUUUUCCCGUCCUUUGUCGGACGCCCGAAGCACAUACGCGUCAUGGCAGGUGCGCUUGAGGGCGACGUGUUUAUCGGCCGAAAGGCCCAGGAGUUCCGUGGGCUCCUCAAGAUCAAGUACCCUAUGGAACACGGCAUUGUCACAGACUGGGAUGACAUGGAGCGGAUAUGGAGUUGGGUAUACGCUGAGGAGCUGGGAACACUGAGCGAAGAGCACCCUGUACUAUUAACGGAAGCCCCAUUGAACCCGCGACACAACCGAGACGUCGCCGCGCAAAUAUUCUUCGACACAUUCAAUGUACCUGCAAUGUUCAUCUCCGUACAGGCUGUGCUAUCACUAUACUCCUCUGGCCGGACGACAGGUAUCGUCCUAGAUUCCGGAGACGGUGUAACACACGCUGUUCCGGUAUUCGAAGGCUUUUCCAUGCCCCAUGCCAUCCGAAGAGUGGAUGUGGCAGGACGCGACGUAACGGACCACCUUCAACUACUCCUCCGUAAGUCCGGACACCACCUACACACGACAGCAGAACGCGAGGUCGUUCGAACAAUCAAGGAGAAAUGCUGCUACAUCGCCCUCAACCCCGCGAAAGAGGAGAAAGAAUCGCAAGGACGAACUGAAGAGUUCAAGCUGCCUGAUGGCAACUCUGUACAACUGGGCCCGGAACGUUUCCGUGCGCCCGAGAUUCUCUUCAACCCAGAACUGAUCGGACAGGAAUAUGCCGGCGUGCAUCAAGUUGUCGUAGACGCGAUAAACCGUGUCGAUCUCGAUUUGCGGAAAAGUCUCUUCUCGAAUAUUGUUCUGAGCGGAGGUAGCACUCUCUGCAGAGGUUUCGGUGAUCGUCUUUUGAACGAGGUCAAGAAGCUAGCUCUGAAGGAUGUCAAAAUCAAGAUUUUCGCCCCACCAGAGCGUAAAUACUCCACCUGGAUAGGUGGCUCUAUUCUCGCUGGUCUGAACACGUUCAAGAAGAUGUGGGUCUCAGCCGAGGAGUACCAGGAAGACCCAGACAUCAUUCACAAGAAGCUUGGCUUUUAGGGUGCAGGUAUCAUUCUUUUCGCCCGUAGGAGCAUUGGCAGUCUGUUUUUGUUAUCGAGUACAUCACGGUUGAUACCCCUCAUUGUAAUCUCCUCACGAGUAAUGCGUACCGUUAUGAAGCCCAGAUCACUGAGCUCAGAAAGGCAUUUUCGCCUUUCUGCGUACAAGUUCAAACGACAGCGAGGCCGAGAUGUUUCCGGGGGCUGUGCAUGCGCAUAGGAAUUCAUGGGAGAGGCAAGGAAAAGAGAGGCAAGCAUACGCGUAAGAUACAUUUACCAGACAGCUUUUGCAGGGGUCGGUAUGCGGAACCGAUGCGACGAGUACGAUAGGCCAAGUACGGCGACCGAAAGACAGAGAGUAAGCGCAGUAGUUUACUUUCCCUUCUUGGGAGGCUCCGCGGCCUUCGUCUUCUUAGUACCACGGAGCUUCUUGGCACGGUUCUUACGCUCCUUGCGGAGCUUGCGGUUGGUCUUUGGUGGGGCUUGAAGAAGACCAGACUAGGGUGACGAAGUAAAUCUUUUAAUACUCGUCUUAAAGU
Molecule: messenger RNA, 1778 nt
Organism: Phanerochaete carnosa HHB-10118-sp
Lineage: Eukaryota; Fungi; Basidiomycota; Agaricomycetes; Polyporales; Phanerochaetaceae
Exons: 10
Coding region: 107-1240 (377 amino acids)
Source: RefSeq, a predicted model, not a curated record